Siniperca chuatsi (mandarin fish) is the source of this 4769-nucleotide messenger RNA. RefSeq names its product bri3 binding protein (gene bri3bp). Lineage: Eukaryota; Metazoa; Chordata; Actinopteri; Centrarchiformes; Sinipercidae. The record is from RefSeq and is a predicted model, not a curated record. Gene Ontology annotation, cellular component: mitochondrion. The transcript has 3 exons. The coding region runs from base 183 to 884 and encodes 233 amino acids.
GGAAGAAGGAGUUUACGAGGCGUCUUUAAGGCAACACGGGUUAUCACCACUAUCACAGUCAGACAGUCUUGUCAUCCCCCAGCAAGGUGUCACUUUAGGCAGCUAAACACUUGUUUUACCUCCCGUUUUGUUGAACCAUUUUGAUACACAUUUCUGCUUGACAUCUUGGGGCAUUUGGUGCCAUGAAGGGAAUCAGGUUUUUCGUGGUUUUCAUGGUGCUUUCCGCGUCUCUGUUGUGCGCAACUGAAGCGGGCAGGAGCAGGACCAGCAACCAGAACAGCUUCCGACGGGCAGCUAACGGCAUCUACCAGACUCUGAGCAGUGUUUUCGGAGAGGACAACAUUAGAGGUUUAUACAAGUUUUUCUCCAAAACGACGGAGCGGUUUGUCCAUGGAGUGGACUCUUUUCUCGACACCAUCUGGAAGAUCUGGUCAGAUUUGCUGGACGUGAUGGGCAUCGACUCCUCAAACCUCAGCCACUACUUCAGCCCCACAUCUCUCACCAACUCUCCGGCACGUGCCCUGCUCCUGGUUGCCGCUGUACUCUUGGCCUACUGGUUCCUCUCCAUGUUCCUGGGGGGUUUCUUUUACCUGCUGCACGCUGUGUUCGGCCGCUUCUUCUGGCUAGCACGGGUCACACUCUUUGCCCUGUCUUGCCUCUACAUCCUGCAGAAGUUUGAGGGUGACCCUGAGCGUGCGGUGCUGCCGCUGUGUUUCAUCAUGGCGGUGUACUUCAUGACGGGGCCUGUGGGAGCGUACUGGCGUCGGGGAGGCGGGGCAGGUUCACUGGAAGAGAAAAUCGACCACCUGGACACUCAGAUCAGGUUGCUUAACAUCAGGCUGAGCCGGGUCAUAGAUGGCCUGGAACGCACCGUGGAGCAGUAGGUGGCAGCAAGGAUGAGGGGGAGGGAGGGGAUAAUGUAGAACCAGCUGCAGCUGAUGUCAGAAUGCUGUUUCCUGUACACAUCUUCAGCAACACAACUACUGGGUAUUUACAACUCUAUUGUCAGAUGGGGGACAAAACUAGAUUUGAAAACAGUAUUUUAACUUCUUGAGUUGAUUUUAGUUACAGAAUACCUUCAAAUCCUCAGAGGUGUGGACAGUUGACUUGGAGCUUACGCAAAUCAACCAAACAACUAUUUAUCUUUUAUUUUUGUCUUAAGGCUUUGAAAGGUUUUUGCUACAUCUGUGAAGAAGUUAUCAGAGAGAUGUCCAUGGUUUUCUAAAUGCUGGCCUAAUUCUACACCUCAGCUACUUUUGAGAAACUCCCAAGUUUGGGCUUGAAUUUUUGGUGUUUGGAUAAGCUUUGUCAAUGCUUGUGCUAAACGAAUAAGCAUAUUUUAUGUACCUUUUUGUUUCUAUCCUUGUGAAUAACCUUGGGGUUAUGAUUCUGACACAGGUUUGUCCACAAACAUUUGUUCCCCUUUUUCAAACUAUUGAAGUAGGGAAAGGGGUUGGGUGUAGGAUGCAGGGGACCGAUACAAACGUAUUUCUAAUAUGUAAAAAUCCUCAAGAUGUUGGAUAGUUGUUCAUAGUAAGAUUUAUUUAUUCAGUUUUCCAUCCAAAAUGUUGAAAUCAUGUAGAUCUAGUUUGUUUCAUUAAGUCACUGUUCUAUAGCGGCCAGGGUUUGACAUCCGGACCUCUUUUUCAUCGUGGUUGUGUGGAUGGGUGCAUGAGCAAAUGCAUCUGGGUGACUUACUCGAAUGUGUGUGCAAAUGCAUUAAUGUGUGUGUUUUAAGCUUGUGAAAUGGAAAAGCACUGUAUCAAAAAGUCACCAUCAGACUAGGAGAAAAUGCAAAUGCAGCAGUAUCUCAGGGACUCGACCAACACACAUAGAAUUGGAAAAGAGAUAUCAAGUAUAUUAAAAUCAUGUCUUGGUCUCUUUGAGUCAAUUCAGUUUUUCAGAUAUGAUUUGAAAUCUGUAUCAGUAACUUACAAUACUUAUUGAUAAAUGGGUGCACAGUUUGUGUUCUUGCUUCAUGUUGAAAUUGCGACGUUUGAUUAAUGUCUGAUGUGGUCAAGACCAAAUCCAGCUUUUCAUUCAUCGUUUUGAUACAAGCAUGGAAUUAUUGUAGGGAUUUGAACUGCAGCUAGUGGUUCUAAAGUUUAAAUUGGGAAAUAGCAUUUUUAACAUUUUACAUGUGGGAAUGCAGAAGCAAAUUAUCCACAAGUGGUUUAGAAAAAUGACUGCGGUCGUUUUGAGUCACAUCACACUGGCUCGAAGUAUGUCUUAAUACGUCUUUUGGGAUGAGGAUUUUUAUGAGAAGUGUAGUAAAUAGGAUUAGUUUCUCAAUUUGAUUACAGAUUAAAUUAGGUCUAGUGCCUUUGAUUCAGUGGCAAAAAUACAAGCUUGUACUGUACAACCCCAUUUGACCCUGCAUUGGAAAAGGCAGGCUUGAAACUGUGCAUUAUUCUAAAUUGUUUCAUGUUAGUAUGUGAUAACAACUCUUACCAGUAACUUAAUGAGAUUUACAACCAGCCUGAUUGAUACAAGCAGUUUAACAUUAUGUUGAAACUGUUGGACACCUGCUUAGUGUGCAUCACUGUAGCCAACUCUAGUUUGUUAGUUUGACAGGGCUUUUUAUGUCUGUAUUAUUUCUGCCUUUUGCCUUUUUUAUUUUAUAUUUCUCAUAAUCUACUGUUGCAAGACACACUGGGACUUUUUCCUGCCAUGCUCCUCUAUGUUUAACACACGUCUUCAUCUAUUCAUAUUCCCCUUGGCACAGCAUUUUGUAAUUUCAAUUUCUAGAAUCUGGACUCUAAACACGUUUUUAUACAAAUGACCCUAAUGCUGUGCAAAUUUGGGGGUCCAGGGUCGUGUUGCUUUCAGUGUCUCAUGAGAAAGAUUGACUAAAGGAGGACACAAGUGAGUAAUGUUGCAGGAUGAUUGAAAUGAUCAGAGGGCUCUUACCACUCUUACACUACUGAGGCCAAAGAACCAACCAGUACUCAGUACCUUGACACUCAGAUUAACAAACUCCUCAGCAACUAUUAGUAUGUGUGAGAUGCUUUUUUUUUUUUUUUAACCCCACCCGUAAUGUUUCUCAGCGUAGUAAGGGUGCAGUGUUAAUAUUGUUCUUGGAUAAGGAAGGUGUUGCAUCACCAUAAUACCAGGCACAGACACAUGGACUCUGUGGCUAUUUCUCAGCACAUUCAGACAAUUACCAUUACAUUCGGUACAAUGGCUGGAUUCAGAUAUUCUUAAUAGACCCGCUGUCUUGUUUUUCAUCUCUAUCUUGGAAUUAAGGUUUGGUGCCAGCAAAAUGCAACAAAUGUUGCAUUAAGGUUGACUUAAUGUGUAUCAGUUGUUGAAAUUUUUUUUUUCUUUUUUUAAAGAAUUUUAAAAGAUUUCCUAAUUUCCCCCAAACAUACCCAUAUCGUCCCUGCAGAACCCCCACCCUGGCAGCCCAUAUAGCCAAAGUAAUCUGGGAUUUUCUUGCAUGCUAUGUUUUUAUGCCUAUAAUGUUAUGUUAAAUUAUACAUGUUGUUGACUGCCUAGGUAGAGAACCCUUCCAAAAUGCGAUUUGAUGAAUUAGCCAGAAGUUUUGAUUUCUAUUACUGAGUCUUAUUUUUCUGUUCCAUUACAGUCAACAUUUGCACUAAUGACUGUACUGUAUAGACCAAACUAUCACUUAUGAGGGCUGUUUCACAUUACAAGACUAAAGUGGACACAAACCCUCUGAUUUUUUCUCUUAUUCCAUCAUCACAUCCAUUCUGUUUAUCUUAUGAUCUCUGACAUGUUGGCAAAUUUUAAAAUGUGUAAAAUAAGUUUUUUUCCUUUCCAUUAAUUCGCACAGGUAAAGCUGACUUGAAAGAGGGGCUUGAUCCUGGUGUCUUGUAGUGUGUGUGUGUGUGUGUGUGUGUGUGUGGUUACAGUCUGUAGCCAUUGACUUGUGUGUUUUACUAAUAAUGUGUGAUUUAUGAAAGUGUUAAUUGAAUAGUAAUAAUCAUGUAUGUUAUUGAAGGAAGGUUUAAAUCAGUUUUCCAAUGGAUCAUGGCACUAAAGUUGGAGUCAAGUGAUCUCAGAUGGGUGUCAGACGUGCGAUACUGUACUUCAGUUGCUUCAGCACUUCAAAAGAUUCAGGAUUUUGAGGGGUGCUUAUCCAGUGUUGUAUUUUAGAACAAGGACUGAAAUAGUUUCUCUUCAAGUUCUUUCAUACUGUUUUUAUUGAUUAUUUCUAGCACCACAAAAAUGGCAGUUUCUGAGACAAAAACCAGCUUGAAAACACUCCAUAUCAUGGAAGAGAAACUUGCCACUAGCUGCAGGCCUACUCAUGUACCACUUGACAUUACAACUUAAAGUUGAAAGAUGCCAGUGGAUCUUUCUGUUGGCAUCUUUCAGCACAGGAUUGAAUGCUACAUUCAGAUUAUAUUUAUUCUGUCUGUAAACUGCCUGUUGAAUGGCUAGUAAUUCCAUUAAUUUAUUGUACUGUAUUCUACUUGUUCUUCUUAUUCCAUGUAGCCUGCUUUUUAUAACAGGCCAUGCCAAUAAUGUGUUUUUCUUUAAUUUAAAGGCAAUUAUUUGUAUCUGUUGAAUUUUGAGUAGAUGUGGAUAUUAUUUUUUCAUUUCAUCAGUUCAUAUUUUUAGACUUUUUUUAUCAGAAUAUUUCUGUACUUCACUGAUGUGGCAAGCUAAAAACUGUUCUGCCUGCUGUUGCCUACUUUGUGUGUAUCUUUAUCAAAACCUGUUGAUGGCUAAAUGUGUUUGUUUUGUUUUUUGUCAAAAGUGAAAAUGAGGUCCAGAUUUGAUUAAACACCAGUCUGACAAAG